Phyllotreta striolata is the source of this 1203-nucleotide messenger RNA. NCBI's taxonomy places the organism in Eukaryota, Metazoa, Arthropoda, Insecta, Coleoptera, Chrysomelidae. The record is from the annotation of a GenBank genome assembly.
GAAAAAUCCUCGGGUCUCACCCACGAUAAGUAGAAUAAUUAUUCUCACCAUGGUAAUUCUGACGUUUGAUCGAUAGAAUCAAACUGACGCUUUUCGUGCCAGUAGCAUGGAUAGGCUGGAAAGGCCUCAGAUAAUUUGCCAUGCCGAGAAAUCGUUGGAAUAUUCGAUUCACGACGUCAAAUGGGUGCCCUGCUCGGCGAAAUUCGUAUCCGUUGGAGGAAAAUCCAACGGCGCCGGCUUGGUAGAAAUAUACUCGAUGACCGGCGAGGGUCUGGAAAAAGUGAGCGAGUUCACCAGGAAAGACCACUUCAAGUGUUGCACUUUCGACGCUUCCAGCUUGAGAAACAGGCAUUUGGCUACCGGGGAUUUCUCCGGACGUUUGCAAAUUUGGGAUCUCGAAGAUUCGAUUUGGCCCAUAUACAAAACCACCGAGCACCGAUCUAUAAUAAACGCAAUAGAUGGCGUAGCAGGUCAAAAUUCCGGAUGCGGAGCACCGGAAAUCGUCACAGGAUCCAGGGAUGGCUCUGUUAUGGUGUGGGAUGUGCGCCAAAAAGACACCCCAGUGGCCAAAUUCGUGCCGUCGGACGAAAACUCGGCGAGAGAUUGCUGGUCAGUAGCCUUCGGUAACUCCUACAAUAACGAAGAGAGAGUUGUAGCAGCUGGAUAUGAUAACGGCGAUAUUAAAAUAUACGAUUUGAAGGCUAUGAAGCUCAAAUGGUCCAAAUGCGUUAAAAACGGAGUAGUAGGGCUACAGUUCGAUAGAAAGAACAUCACGAUGAAUAAGCUGGUAGCAACGACUUUAGAAUCGAAAAUCUACUGUUACGACGUGAGGACCAAACAUCCCAAGAAAGGCUUCGCUUGCGUCACCGAAAAGGCUCACAAGUCUACAGUGUGGAGCAUCAAACAUUUGCCCCAGAAUAGAGAGAUUUUCAUGACGACAGGCGGAACCGGUAGUUUGUGCCUAUGGAAAUACAUAUACCCCGAUAGAAGAGUGGAAAAGGACGCCGACGGUAUCCCGUACGGCGUGGCUGGAGAAUUGUCCAAUCUCCAGAACGCGACUGUCUCCGAGCAGCCGAUUACAGCGUUCGAUUGGUGCGUGGACAAGAUGGGCCUGGCGGUCUCCUCGGCCUACGAUCAAACGAUCAGGGUGCUGAUCGUAACGAAACUAAAUUUGUACUGAUAAGUUUUAUUAAAGAGUGUUUU